This is a messenger RNA of Malania oleifera, 1185 nucleotides long. RefSeq lists its product as uncharacterized. The transcript has 10 exons. Lineage: Eukaryota; Viridiplantae; Streptophyta; Magnoliopsida; Santalales; Ximeniaceae. Bases 73 to 879 code for a protein of 268 amino acids. The record is from RefSeq and is a predicted model, not a curated record. Gene Ontology annotation, molecular function: rRNA small subunit aminocarboxypropyltransferase activity. Gene Ontology annotation, biological process: maturation of SSU-rRNA.
GUGCAAGCGGUGAUACCUCAAUCGCUUCAACCUUUCUCGCUCUUCUUUUCUGUCUGUCGCUCCCAUUCCCAAAUGGGUCACAACAAGCCAAAGCGAUUUAGGAACUAUCACUCUCACCGAGGCCAGUCCAGCAGCAAUCGCAACCAAUUUCCAAGGGAUGAUGAGUCUCUUCCGGUUGACAAUGUGACUGAGGAGGAGGCAAUGGUUCCGAAAAUUCAGCUUGCAAUGUGGGACUUUGGACAAUGUGAUGCAAAAAGGUGCACAGGACGUAAACUUUCAAGAUUUGGCUUGUUGAAAGAAUUGCGUGUUACCAAUGGUUUUGGGGGCAUUGUACUGAGUCCUGUUGGGAAGCAAUGUGUCUCAAAAGAAGAUUAUGCUUUAGUGAAGAGGAAAGGAUUAGCUGUUGUGGAUUGCUCAUGGGCUCGCUUGGGUGAUGUCCCUUUUGUGAAACUGCGUUGCACUGCUCCUCGUCUUUUGCCAUGGCUUGUAGCAGCAAAUCCAGUAAAUUAUGGUCGACCAUGUCAGCUAUCUUGUGUGGAGGCUUUAUCCGCUGCUUUACUGAUAUGUGGGGAAGAGGAAACUGCAAAUUUGUUGCUUGGCAAGUUUAAGUGGGGUCAUGCUUUCCUUUCCUUGAACAGGGAGCUUUUAAAAGCUUAUUCUGAAUGCAAAAGUAGUGCUGAUAUCAUUUCAGUUCAAAAUUCUUGGCUUUCAGAGCAAAGGCCAUCGGUCCCAAGAGAUCUCCCAGAAAUAGAAGGAGCUAAGGUGGAAUCUCACAAUGAAGAUGACGACCCUUGUUCUGAUUCUGAAGAUGAUCUUCCGCCACUUGAAAAGAAUUUGAAUCAUCUGAAUUUGGGGGACAGUGAUGGUGAAAGCGACUAAAUAGGGUCCAUUGUAUUUUAACUUUGAUGGUUGAUACCUAAAGUUGUGGUCGUGGCUAUCGGGAAGCAUUAUGUUGGAAUGCACAUUCCCUCAAAAUAUUUCUUCAGUAGAAAAAUAUAGUUAUUUGUCUGUGGUUUUUUCUUUGGCUCUAGGUAGGUAUUUUUUAUCAUUGUAACAUUUAUAAUAGAAAUUGUUUGUAUGUUACUCUGUUGAAAUGGAGAUUUGUUGGAGGGUCUUAGCAACUCUAACUCUGAUAUGCUUUGUAAUUAGCGAAUUGAAAUCUUGAAAUCCAUUCAGGUUGAUGAA